Rotaria sordida is the source of this 1218-nucleotide messenger RNA. The record is from the annotation of a GenBank genome assembly. NCBI's taxonomy places the organism in Eukaryota, Metazoa, Rotifera, Eurotatoria, Philodinida, Philodinidae.
AUGAUCACUAAUGAAAAAACUGAUUCAAAUGAACAUAGUUUACCAAAAAUACGAAGAAAAACAGAUUUUACCAUACUCUGUUUAACAUUCAUUCUUGUCUAUACAUCUUACAAUGCUGUAACAAAUUUGCAAUCGAGUAUUCAUACGGACAAUACUAUUGGCUAUCAUUCAUUAGCAAUUAUAUCUGGAUGUUCUAUCUUAUCAUGUCUUAUCUUUACAAACCCUCUCAUUUUCAUAGGUGGAUAUAAAUGGACGAUUGUAUUAGCUCAAUUCGGUUUUCUAAUAUAUAUCGCCGCUAAUAUGUAUCCUAAAGUAUGGCUCAUGCAUCCAGCUUCGGUUUUCUGUGGUUUAUUUCGAGCUGGUUUUUGGACGGCACUCAGUGCUUAUAUUACUGAUUUAGGUACCAGCAAACAAGCUGGACCUAUAACAGAUGCUGUCAUUAACAAAUAUUUUGGAAUCUUCUUUUCAGCAUUUCAAACUAGUCAAAUUUGGGGAAAUUUAGUGGCGUAUAUUCUCUAUGGCAUUUUUAUGGGAUUAAUUUUCAUUUCAAUUGUUCUUGUUAUUAUAAUGCUCGAUCAAAAACGUAAAUGGAAAAGUAUUGUACUAUUAAAAUUAAUUCUAGUUUUAGCUUAUGAUGCCCAUAUGUUUGUAGACGCUACACCAAAACAUUUAUUGAUCGAUUCUCGACACUUUAUUGUCUCAACAUUCAAACAGAUGAAAUCCAUUAAACAGCUUCUUCUUUUACCUUUGGCGUUUUGGAUUGGAACGUCCGAAGCCUUUUUGUUCGGUAUUUUUACAAGUAGUUUCAUCACUUGCACAGUCGGACUACCGUAUGUUGGUCUCAUAAUGAUCACAUAUGGUGUAACUGCUUCUGUUUGCAGUGUAAUAGUUGGUUGGCUUGGAAGAUACCGUAUUCGUGUACCAUGUUAUAUUUUAGGUGCCCUUUUAUGUUAUGCAUCUUAUAUAGUAAUGUUUUUAUGGAAACCAGUGCCAUCACAAGUUUAUAUACUCUUUAUACUAGUCGGAAUGAAAGGCAUUGCUAGUGCUAUAUGGGAUCCAAUAGAGGCUGCAUUGUACGGGAGUUUAUUUGAGAAGAAAGAAGAAGCUGCUUAUUCGAAUAUGUGGUUAGGUCAAAAUGUUGAUUAUCUUGUUGUUUACUUAUAUGGAUCAGUGGUUGGCUAUGGUGGGAUACUUUGGCGUAGAAAUUCAACAAUGUAA